AUGAUCGGUGAAAAAGCAGGUCCAGUCCCCCAACAGAGCCAAGGUACCGACUUUGUGAAGAAUUGGCGACGUAAAACCCCCAAGAAUAGUAUGACGCUACUCAUUUCGCUACGCGAUGGCCACCUCUACGACCAACAAAAUUUGGGGGAGUUACCAGACACCAAAAUGGUGAUUCUGUGCGAUUCUCAGCUGGCCACCGCACCCGGGAAAAUGGGGUGGUCUCCCAUAUGGGCGAUGGCUAUAAAUCGUAUCCACUGA
Messenger RNA from Phytophthora sojae, 258 nucleotides. RefSeq lists its product as hypothetical. The record is from RefSeq and is a predicted model, not a curated record. The transcript has a single exon. Lineage: Eukaryota; Oomycota; Peronosporomycetes; Peronosporales; Peronosporaceae. Bases 1 to 258 code for a protein of 85 amino acids.